GCUGAGGCCGCUGCCAGGAAAAAGGCUAGAAAGGCGGCUUGGGCAGUUAUCCACAAGGAACAGGAGCAGGCCAAGCUUGCCGCCGAAGCCGCAGCGACUAAAUCGACGACAUCAUGAAAUAUCCGCAGAAGAAAUACGUUGACUCCGAACCAAGUCUAUCACUGCUUACGGCAGUCGCUCACCCCUAGCUACAGCGGUAGCCAACGGUGAUUCAACGAGGCAUGUUGGCUCUCACGCUUGGGGGGGGGGGGUUCAGCUUGUCCUCAUGCGCUGGUUUGUGUGGAUUGUAUCAUAUGUAUAGUGGUUUGUUUGUGGUGCUGGAGGGCUGUCGCGAUGGUUCAUUUGGACUUCACAUCAGCCAGGGCGCAGAGGGGCUGACAGGUUGCUAUCGCCUACUGGGUCAGCAUCUCAUAAAUGCAUGUAUUGGUUUUGGGGCGUCUCUCGGGUUUUCUUGCAGUUCAGCAGUUGAUCAUACAGUCUUGCUUUCUUCUUCGAGUACCUGGAUUUUCUUGAAUCGAAUUGAAUAGACCUUCGAUCUGGGAAUAGAUGAUCUGCUCAGAAGCAGAUCACGGCUGCGGUUCAUUGAUA
This is a messenger RNA of Aspergillus aculeatinus CBS 121060, 588 nucleotides long. RefSeq lists its product as uncharacterized. The transcript has a single exon. The record is from RefSeq and is a predicted model, not a curated record. Bases 222 to 527 code for a protein of 101 amino acids. NCBI's taxonomy places the organism in Eukaryota, Fungi, Ascomycota, Eurotiomycetes, Eurotiales, Aspergillaceae.